AUGGGGAACGGAUUAGUGAAGCCCAAGCACCUGAGGCAGCCCAAUAGGCAUGUGGCAAACCUGGCUAUUGGCUGUGCUGCCAGCCACAAGUUUCUCAUGGACCCAUGCCUGGGCAUCAAUGUGAUCAAUGGGCCAGCUGAUGUCCUCUGCAGCAAGGUACUGGAACUGGAGAAGGAGCUGAAGAGAAAAGAUCAGCAGCUGCAAGAGAGUCGUAGCCACGUUGCUGAGCUUCAGGAACAGCUGGCCAUGCAGACUAAGGUCAUAGCAGAACUCACUAAGGAGCUCCAGAGCAAGUGCAUUCAGCUGAACAAGCUGCAGGAUGUAGUUAGCACUCAAGGAGAGCACUCUCUUCAGCCUUCUCCAUUUAAAGUCUCUGCUGACAGGAGGAGAGGAGCCAAGGAAGGUGUAUCUGCAGAGCCAACAACAGGACUGUGUGAUUUGAGCAGGCAAACUGUGUUUUCCCUUGAAAAGGCAACAGUCCGAAAGGAUUCCAGUGAGAAGAAGCUCAUCACAGAUGCCCUGAACAAAAACCAGUUCCUGAAGAGACUGGAGCCUCACCAGACACGAGACAUGGUGGAAUGCAUGUACGAGAGGACGUUCCAGCAGGGGAGCUACGUCAUCAGGCAGGGAGAGCCGGGAAAUCACAUCUUCGUGCUCAAAGAGGGCAGUCUGGAAGUCUUUCAGCAGAAUAAACUCCUCUCCUCAAUACCUGUGUGGACAGCAUUUGGAGAACUGGCCAUUUUAUACAACUGCACACGGACAGCUUCUGUGAAAGCAAUCACUAAUGUUAAAACAUGGGCACUGGACAGAGAAGUGUUUCAAAAUAUCAUGAGAGUGACAGCACAAACCAGACAAGAGCAAUACAGAAACUUCCUUAGAAGUGUGUCCCUGCUGAAAAACUUACCUGAAGAUAAAUUAACCAAGAUCAUGGACUGCCUGGAAGUGGAGUACUAUGACAAGGGAGAUUAUGUUAUUCGGGAAGGAGAAGAAGGAAACACCUUCUUUAUAAUAGCAAAAGGAAAGGUGAUAGUUACCCAGAGUACCACAGACCACUCGCAGCCUCAGGUGAUUAAAAAUCUAUACAAAGGAGAUUACUUUGGAGAAAAGGCUCUCAUUAGUGACGACGUCAGAUCAGCAAACGUCAUUGCAGAUGAGUACAACGUGGAGUGCCUCGUUAUAGACAGAGAGACAUUUAAUCAAACAGUUGGAACUUAUGAGGAGCUGCAAACUUACCUGGAAGGUUACGUGGCCAAUCUGACACAGGCUGAUGAGAAACGACACGCAAAAGGCAGAUCCUUCUGUGGACAGUUGACCAAAGAGGUGUCUUUGGAGAUGAUAGAGCUGAAGGAGAAAGUAGCCCAGUUCCCUCCUUCCCCAUUCCAGAAUUUAGAAGUUGUCACAACUCUGGGUGUUGGUGGGUUCGGAAGGGUUGAGCUUGUUAAAGUUAAAAAUGAGAACGUGGCUUUUGCUAUGAAAUGCAUAAAGAAGAAACACGUAGUGGAUACCAAACAGCAAGAGCACAUCUAUUCUGAGAAGAAAAUCCUUGAGCAGAUAUGUUCUCCAUUUGUUGUGAAGCUGUAUCGCACAUUCAAGGAUAACAAAUACGUGUACAUGCUCCUGGAGGCUUGCCUUGGAGGGGAACUGUGGAGCUUGCUGAGAGACAGAGGCAGCUUUGAUGAAUUCACCACCAAGUUUUGUGUUGGGUGUGUGACAGAGGCUUUUGACUAUCUGCAUCAAAUAGGAAUUAUCUACAGAGACCUGAAGCCAGAAAAUUUAAUUUUGGAUGCUGAAGGAUAUAUAAAAUUGGUUGAUUUUGGAUUUGCAAAGAAGAUUGGAUCAGGACAGAAAACCUGGACAUUCUGUGGAACCCCUGAAUAUGUUGCCCCUGAAGUCAUUUUGAGUAAAGGCCAUGACUUCAGCGUGGAUUUUUGGUCCCUUGGGAUUCUUGUGUAUGAACUCCUCACUGGCAGCCCACCAUUCUCUGGGGCUGAUCAGAUGAUGACAUACAAUUUGAUUCUCAAAGGCAUUGAAAAGCUGGAUUUUCCUAAAGCAAUAACAAGGCGACCUGAGGAUUUGAUCCGCAGGCUCUGCAGGCAAAACCCUACAGAAAGAUUAGGCAAUUUGAGGAAUGGAAUAAAUGACAUCAAGAAGCACAGGUGGUUGAGUGGUUUUAACUGGGAUAGUCUGAAAGUGAGGAAAUUGACAUCGCCUUUAAAAAGAGAGUUGUCUGGACCAACUGAUUACAGCUACUUUGACAGCUAUCCACCUGAAGUGGGGAGCCCUCCAGAUGAACUUUCAGGCUGGGACAAGGAUUUCUGAUCAUUUUUCUUCCUGGCACAUUUAUAGAGACCCAUAGGCAUCGGUUCUAUCUUGUUUCUUGCUUAAAAUGAAGUUACACAAAUUACACAGCACUCCUCGAAGAAUAGAAGACAGUACAGAACCAGAACUUGUUUGGAUAAUCCACCAA
This is a messenger RNA of Melospiza georgiana, 2467 nucleotides long. RefSeq names its product protein kinase cGMP-dependent 2 (gene PRKG2). Bases 1 to 2319 code for a protein of 772 amino acids. Gene Ontology annotation, biological process: protein phosphorylation. Lineage: Eukaryota; Metazoa; Chordata; Aves; Passeriformes; Passerellidae. The record is from RefSeq and is a predicted model, not a curated record. The transcript has 18 exons. Gene Ontology annotation, molecular function: cGMP-dependent protein kinase activity; ATP binding.